AUGAGAAAAACAUAUACCGCAUCCACAUACUCCAACGAUACGCUGGAAUCUUCACGACACAAUACGAUACGCGCUAGUCUGAACGAUAACGACUGGAACGACUCUCCCCCACCUUAUACUCUAAUCGCCGGCGAUUCCAACACACUCACAGGAAACGAUGGUCGCGUCAGCCUCGAUGUCAACUCAAAACUUGCCCGCACGCUGUCGGUCUUCAUCAAAGAUCGCCCAGAACAAUCACCCCCAGAGUAUCAGGAAUCGGAAAUCGAAGAAUUCGCACAACCACCACCCCUCAAUAUCGUCAUUCAAAUCGUUGGCAGUCGUGGAGAUGUACAACCCUUCAUCGCUCUCGGCAAUGAGCUUCAGAAGUCUGGUCAUAGGGUCCGCCUGGCGACACACGAUAUCUUUCGCGAUUUUGUCACCAAACCUGGCCUGGAGUUCUACCCCAUCGGAGGCGAUCCGAAUGAACUUAUGUCUUACAUGGUCAAGAAUCCCGGUUUGAUCCCAAGCAUGAAGUCCAUGCAAGCAGGAGAGAUCACGAAAAAGAGAGCGAUGAUCCGAGAGAUGCUCGAAGGCUGCUGGAGAUCGUGUAUCGAGCCAGAUGAUGCUACGGGUGCCCCUUUUGUCGCCGAUGCAAUCGUUGCCAAUCCGCCAAGUUUUGCUCAUGUGCAUUGUGCUCAGGCUCUGGGCAUUCCGGUGCAUUUGAUGUUCACCAUGCCAUGGACGGCGACCAAGAGCUUUCCUCAUCCCUUGGCCAACAUCAAAGACAACAAGGCGGAGCCCAGUAUAAUCAACCGACUUUCUUAUGCGAUGGUAGAGUGGAUGACAUGGCAAGGCCUUGCUGACGUGGUCAACGGAUGGCGUGAGACAUUGGACUUGGAACCAGUGCCCACAACCGAAGGGCCCUUUCUGGCAUACACGCAAAACAUACCUACAACGUAUUGCUGGUCUGGUGCUCUUGUGCCCAAGCCAUCAGACUGGGGCCAACACAUUGACGUCUGCGGCUUCUUCUUUCGAGACACGCCAGAUUACAAGCCACCUCAAGACCUGCAAGAUUUUCUCAAUGCUGGAUCAACACCAAUAUACAUUGGUUUCGGCAGCAUAGUAUUGGAAGACCCUGAGAAGAUAUCUCUGAUCAUUGCUGAAGCUGUCAGAAUUACUGGCGUCCGUUGUGUUCUCUCGAAGGGUUGGGCAGGGCUGAGUAACGUGUCACAGUCACCGGAUAUCUUCGAGCUGGGUGAUUGUCCGCAUGAAUGGCUUUUCCAACAUGUCUCAGCGGUCAUCCAUCAUGGAGGAGCAGGCACAACUGCGUGUGGUCUCAAGAACGGGCUUCCAUCCUUGGUAUGCCCUUUCUUUGGCGAUCAACCAUUCUGGGGAGAAAUGAUUCAUGCCGCUGGCGCAGGACCCAAACCGAUACACCACAAAAGCCUCUCAGUCGACAACCUCAGCGAAGCCAUCAGAUUUCUCACAACGCCAGAAGCAGCAGAGUUUGCCCAUCUCAUCGCGCAACGAAUGUCCACAGAGAGUGGCGUGCAGACCGCCGUCCAAUCCUUCCACCGCAACUUACCCCGCCAAACCAUCCGCUGCGAUAUCCUGCCACAUCUGCCAGCCGUAUGGACAUACAAAACAUCCUCCAAACACACAAUCAAGCUCUCGAAACUAGCUGCAGAACUCCUCAUCGACCGCCUCAAAAUUGAUGGCAAGAAGCUGGGUAUGAAUGAACUUCGGACCUACAUCAUCGAGAACAAACGCUGGGAUCCGAUCACGGGUGCUGCAAGUGCGGCUAUCGGUACGACGGUGGAGGGCAAUGAAGAUGAUUCGAGGUCCAUCCUUUCAUCACACCAGGACGACGCCGACAACAAAUCCCUCAUAGCGACAUCCGCCGAAGCGCCCAACCAAAAGAAGCAAAACCAAGAUGGAAAGCGCAUAGCGAAAGGUUUCGGCAAAGCAGGCAAUACAAUACUCAAAGGCGGACUCAUCGACAUCCCCUUCGCUUUGGCAGAAGGUCUACGCAACGCGCCCGCCAUGUACGGCGACAAACCGCGCGACUUUGGCCCAGUCAUCGACUGGAAAACCGGCGGCAUAGUCGCAGGCAAAGGUCUAGUCUUCGGCCUUUACGACGGCAUUUCCGGCCUUGUCACUGAGCCAGUCAAAGGAGCAAAGAAAGAAGGUGCUUUGGGUGCACUGAAAGGCUUCGGUCGAGGACUAGGUGGCAUGUACUGGAAACCCAAUGCUGGAUUGGCGGGUUUGCUUGGAUAUACGAUGCAGGGAAUUUACAAGAGUGUGUACAGUGCGAUUCAUACUGGCACGAGGAAAACGAUCGCAGCGGCACGGAGAGAAGAGGGUAUUUUGCUGCUUGCAAAGGCAAGAGGAGAUCAAAGCUUCGAUCUCGGACAGAUCGUUACAGCGUUCGAGGAGAUAAAGAAGGAUGAUUGUCGUUAG
Messenger RNA from Aureobasidium namibiae CBS 147.97, 2439 nucleotides. RefSeq names its product sterol glucosyltransferase. Gene Ontology annotation, biological process: carbohydrate metabolic process. The record is from RefSeq and is a predicted model, not a curated record. Gene Ontology annotation, molecular function: UDP-glycosyltransferase activity; hexosyltransferase activity. The coding region runs from base 1 to 2439 and encodes 812 amino acids. The transcript has 4 exons. NCBI's taxonomy places the organism in Eukaryota, Fungi, Ascomycota, Dothideomycetes, Dothideales, Saccotheciaceae.